AUGUCGUCCGACACCCUCAGCAACAGCAGCCAAGACCUGUCUGGCAGUCGGCCCCGGCCCCGAUCUUGCAUCCUCUGCCAUCGUAGGAAGAUCCGGUGCGACAAGAAAGAGCCCUGCAUGCAUUGUGUCCGGGCGGACAAGCAGUGCGUGUAUCCGCCCUCUGGACCGCGGGUUCGGCGUACCAAGCGGACGCUGAUGGCUGACAUGUCAUCGCGGAUCCAGAGCCUGGAGAAGACUCUGACAAAUGCUAGAGCGGCAGUCCAGGCGGGGCAGCGCCGGGGCGGGAGUGUGCCUUCGCCAGCUGAGACCGAGGAGGCACAUCGGUCUCCGGCCUCCUCUAUCGCCUCGCUGCCGAUAGGUCCGGCGGCUCCCUAUAGGAGGGCACCAGGACAUCGUCGCAGGAGGUCCGGGGAGGGAGAGGCCAUUGUUGUUGAGAAGGGGUCGUCCAGCCAAUACUUCAACGAGUUUCUCAUCUCACGUGUUCUUGAAGAUGAACAAGAGGUCAGGAGUGUUCUUACAACGCCCCAGUCAGUAAGCCAAAAGCCUCCUCCCUUGACACCAUUCAACCCCCUGGGCAUCCUCUCUGAGCCCUCGUUAUCACUGCCAGUCUCGAGCUUUCACCCCUCAAAAAACGUGGCCCUCAGGUUAUGGAGACUGUACGGUGAGAGGGUAGAGGAUGUCACAGGUCACAAGGUCCUCCAUGGCCCCACGGACGAGGUGAAGGUGUACACCACCAUCGGCGACCCGAGCAACGCAUCUUAUGAGAACCUCGCGCUUUGCUACGCCAUAUACUUUACCGCAACCGUGUCGCUCGAGAAGUCCGAGACUGGGCAGGUCCUGGAAGACGACAGGGUCACUUCUCUGUUCAACUUCAAACAUGGACUGGAGCAAGCGUUUGCACACGGAGACUUUCUCGACCGCCCUUCCAUCACUUCACUCUUCGCCUUAUCGAUCUACCUCUGUGGUCUCCGUGUCCAGCAUCGCGGGCGAUCCCUUUGGAUUCUAAACGGCUUAGCCAUCCGUAUAGCGCAAUCUCUCGGGCUCCAUAGAGACGGUGAACGCCUCGGCCUAAGUCCCUUCCAAUCAGAAAUUCGCCGACGGUUAUGGUGGCAUCUGCUCUCCAGGGACGGGCGAGCAGGCGAGGACCACGGCCUCCAGGUCGCCACCUCUCACACCUGGGACACACUAAACGUGGCCAUGCCGCUCAACGUCGAGGACGUGGACCUGUACCCGGAGAUGACGGAGCUGCCACCGCCCCGGAAAGGCUGGACGCCCAUGACGUUCGGCCUCAUCGCCAUCCACAUCUCGCGCGCGACGUCCAGGCUCGACACCAUCGCGUCCGAGUCGACCUCGUGCUCGCCGCCGGACGAGAACCUCCGCCGGCAGAUCUGCCAGGAGCUCUCGGACCACGUCGAGCAGCACCUGGAGCUGUGCAACCACGCCAUCCCCCGGCAGCGCAUGACGCUGACCAUGGCCCGGUUCGUCGUCAGCAAGAUCGAGAUCAUGACGCGGCAGCAGUGGACGUUCCUCGCCGCGCGGGGCGGGUCGCGCGAGCAGUUCGCCACGGAGCAGAACCUGGUCGAGUCGCUGGACAUCAUGGACAUGAAGCUGUCCAUCAAGGCCGACGAGAUGCUCAAGCCGUACUGGUGGUCGCACCCGGCGUUUCCGCAGUACCACGCGCUGUUGUAUGCGCUCUGGCAUCUCUGCGUGAAGCCGGACAGCCCGCUUGCUGAGCGUGCUUGGAAAGUGAUUGACAAGGUGUUUGAGAGCGAUAUGGGUGAUGAUUCUAUCGAGGGCUUCAAGUCAAAAGAGGCCGUUCUGUACGCCCUCCGGGCCAAGGCCAGGCUCCUCCUCGAGCAGUCGAAGGCUCCUACUACCACGCUGCCGACGAUGGAUCAAGCAGGGGGUGAGGGAGUCACAGCUGGGCCGAAAGACCACGCGCCGUUACUGGCACAUCCAGCUAGAGUGGCAACGACGAUGGCUGGAGGAGGGGAGAAUGGCGCGAACUGGGCUGGUUAUCCGAUGGCCGGAGUGCCUUCGAAUCCGAUUGAUCUGAAUAUUGAUUCGUUGGACUGGGAGGCGCUGGUUCAGGGGUUUCAGCCCCAGAUGCCCACAAUAUGUGAUCUCUCGUGGUAA
Clonostachys solani is the source of this 2136-nucleotide messenger RNA. The record is from the annotation of a GenBank genome assembly. NCBI's taxonomy places the organism in Eukaryota, Fungi, Ascomycota, Sordariomycetes, Hypocreales, Bionectriaceae.